GGUCACAUGCGCGUGUUUGUGUGUUAGUUUCACUUCCGCAUUACGCUGUUGUAUGUAGCCUGUUAGCAUCUUUAAAAAAAAUCACACUUCCACACACCCUGAAAGAAAAACCGUUAACUCUCCUGGACAAAAAUAGCAGCGUCGGCUUAGCUUUCUGAAAUACACUGAGAUUUGAUUUAUAUUGUUUGCAAGACGCAAAUGCAGUUCGAUGCUAAUUAAGUGAACCAGGAAGCGACGUUAGCUCGAGGAAGCUCAUUGCAACUUAUUCUGGCUACAAUUUAAACUGCUACCUCGUAUUAAACAGGAAACAAACGGAUCUCCCCACUUAUUUACAGCAAAUAAAGCCAUGAAGCUGUACAGAAUUCCCAGACAAGGUUGCGUCUUGUUGUGGGCCCUUUUGACCCAGCUGGCGCUGUGUAGAAGCGGUGUGUUCGCCGGGGAUGGCACCAAGGCCUGCAAACUGUCCGCUGAAACUCAGUCUGAAAGGGAUGUCCUUAAUCGGCUAGAACCACUGGCCCACAAGAACUUUACAAAGGAAAUCAAAGACAAGGAGGAGAGCUACACAUACGUGUUCCAGCUAUGUGGAGAUGCAUGGGGUGUUCCUGGAGCCGGGGUCAUUCAAUGGGACUCAAAGGCAAAGGAGAAACUCACAGUGAUUGGCGUGUAUAACUCCACCCAGGCCAUUGGAGGCAGUGACUGGGUGAUGCUGAUCUAUCGUAAUGGUGAUGCGUAUGACUCCCACUGCAACAACGAAGCCAGAAAGGCCAUUAUCAUGAUCUCCUGCAGCGAAAACAAAGAUGUGGGUGAGUUGGAAGUGAUUCUUGAAGACAGGGAGAGGCAGAAUGAUUGCUUUUACCUCUUCGAGUUGGACUCCAGUGCAGUGUGUCCUCCUGUUCAAUCCCGGCUCAGCGCUGGCUCCAUAAUACUCAUCAUCGGUUUCUGCCUUGUGGCUGUUUACCUCUUUGGAGGUUUCCUCUACCAGCGACUCAUUGUUGGGGCCAAAGGAAUUGAGCAGUUCCCAAAUUAUGCUUUUUGGGUCGAAGUUGGGAACCUUACAGCGGAUGGCUGCGACUUUGUGUGCCGCUCAAGAAACCGAGAGGAAGCUCCAGCAUACAGAGGAGUGACCACUGAUGCUUUAGAGGAAGAGCCGGAAGAGAGAGAUGACCACUUACUACCUAUGUGACCAUAGUAUCUCAGAAACAUGACAGACGUUCUCAUUGUGUGACACGGGUUACGCUUUGAAAGCUUAGAUAAAGCUACUGGUGCACACAAGUGUGUUUUCUUUGCCUGGAUUAAGUCAGUCCCAUGUUGAAACCUUGCUUGUGUUCUAGACUUGUGCCUCCAAGAAGGACGUUUUUUUUCCUGAAAGGCAGAAGGCUUUCCUACUCAAAACAUUUCAGCUUUGAGUGUACAUCACCCAAAGUACUGAUUUACACAACAUUAGAAAGAAAAAACAAUGACUCUUCCAUUGAAAUCUGACAGAAACGGGAAGACAUUAAUUUAUGUGUGACUCAAAUUCAGUGGUGUAUUAUUAUGUUUCUGCUUAAAUGAUGACGGUCGUUUUACAAUUGCGCAGACAGCACUGAGCUGUUUUCUGCUUUGGUAAUGCUUGCUGCAAGCUACACAAGAUAAGUGCUCAUGCUUGUGUAAACGACUAGUUUGACCGAAUUGUGAAUGUAACUUUUCAGCUGUAAGUACAGUGGCCGUACAUACAGCCUUGCUGCACACAUAGAGAGCAGUGCAAAAACCAAAGCUUAUGCAAAUUUACUAGUGUGUUUUAUACUUUAUUUUUUCCUCCCCCAAAAGUAGGCCAAAAAGUUUCUACAUUAGUUCAUAUAUUUUGUUCAUAUGUUAUUGAAGCUGUCAGGUAAAAGUGACACAUUUUGAAACUAAAAGGUCAAACAGGUGUAAAGACUCAUUAUUGAAAUAAAAAACUUUAUUGUUUUCCAACUUGGACAAUUAAAUGGCUUAUACAGCACCAACCACAAUCAUUCUCACCCCUGAUAAAGAUGUGCUAAAAAAAAACUUCUCCUUUAUUACAGUGACAUAAUCCUAGAAAAUCCAGCACUUUAUUUGAGUGCAUUUAUUCAGUUAAGAAAUAGUUGUUUUUAACUUAUUCACCAGUGGCACAGUGAGGGGUAACCAUGAAAGUUUCUGUUGAAUAAAAGCAACUGAAGCAAUUGUAUUAAUGUAUGCGUUGCUUUUAAAAAUUGAUAACAUUUUAUUUAGAAAUAUAUUACUUUCUAUUUCCUAUGGCUAUAAAUAUAACUCAUAAAAUGGCUGUGCGAGGAUCCAUGUUAUUUAUCUUGUAGCCGCACACAGUCAGGUGAUUGAUAAGGAAGGUGGAAGAAUUUCCAAAGGUCACUCUUGAAGGACUGUGCCACACAGUAGGGUCGAAGGGUCCCUAAGUUUCCUGAACAACCAUUAGAAGAGAAAAAGCCUUUUUUGUCCUACCGUCAAAAAUAUAAACAUGGAUUUUGCAGAUCUUGUAGGGGGACCUUAGCUGGAACUGUUUGUUUUAGUCAGAUUAGAGUAAGAUUAAACACUCCAGAUAGGCUCUAAAUAAAAUUGGAUUAAUAUUUGGAAAAAACACUUCAUGCCCACUAUUAAGUUUGGUGAUGGAGCUGUGAUGCUGUGGGCCUGAUAUGGUUCAGUUGUACCAUUCACCGUAUUAGAGUGCAUGGUAUCAUGGACUCUUUGAAAUGCAAUUGCACUUUCAAUAAAAAUCUGAUGGCUAAAAAUAGGCUGUCUCUCGCAGCAUUCUCCCAGCAGCAACACAAAGAGGCGCCUACUCAGCACAUGGGGGUGCCGACUCCCCAUUGUCAGCACAUGCAGGAAAGCAAAAAACUUGUUCAGGCCACAACUGACAGAUAAGUUAUAUGUAUUCAUUUAUAAAAAAAUUUUUACUUCGAGCAUUUUGAACAUUACAAGAAAACAUAAGAAAAAGAAUUGACAGUUGUAAAUAUAUACAACAACCAUAAUAAUAAAAGAUUAAAAGAAUUAACAAAAUUUUAGAUUGAAAAGAAGCAGAAGAAAGCUAACUAUAUAUUAUCUGGUGCCCCUGCAGCCCCUUGCCUCAUGCGGCCAUAGGCAAAUGCUUAUAUGACUUGUAUCAAAAACUGCCACUGAUAUUGAUGAAGGUUUUGGCCAAAACAACACACAAAUGGUCCACCAGAUGUAAAAUGAACCUUAUUCCUUGGCCAUCUCAGGUUCUAUACCUAAAUCUUUUAGAAAACCUGUGGGAGAGUUGAAAAGCUAAAAGAAAGAACAGAGGAAUCCUCCCUCUGUAUGUGCCAGUUUUGUGAAAUGUUAGAAGAGAAGAAUUUCAAUUGGCAAAUUGUACAAAGUAUUCACAGCAGGAGUACUGGUGAUUUGUUAAAAAAUAAUCUAUAAAGUGAGAUUUUCCCCACUUAAAUGUAGUUGGAUUAUUGAAGGCUAUUCUGCAUUUUUUUAUGUGAGAUUGUGCUACUGCAAUAAAACAUGAAGUUAUUUUCAGACUUUUUACUGAUCUCUAUCAGAGGUGACAAUAAAUGUAGCUGGCACUGUGUAUAAUUUCCUUCAUUGAUUUCUGAAAAUGUGGUAUAUUGUGUAUUAAUGUAUUUUCAACUGAAUUAACAUGAACUUCACCAAUGUCCAGAAUCCAGUGUUUAAACUCUUUUCUGACUGCUGACUGUAAUUGUUAACCUAAACAUCAGAAAUAGUUGUACAUUCACCAAAUUUCAUUUUCUGUACUCUUGUGUUUGACCGAAACCUUCUAACUGCUGUUUUUGCUUCUAUUGUAAAAUGUAUGCAGUGGCAAUGCCAGCAGCUUCUGUACUCCAUAAUAUAAUAUAGUUGUAAAAUGUUAGUUUUGAGGAUAUCAUUCAUAAGGUUUUUACAGUUUUUACCUAUGUUUAAAUACAAACACUGCUGAAGACUAAAGUACAGCAUAUUUGAAUUUGAUGACGUUUUUGAGAUUUACCACAAAAGUUACUCAGUAAUAAUAGUGAUAACUAUAACGUUUUCCUUCUUUAUUUUGUCGCAAUCACAGAAACGUUUACUUAUGUUUGAUUAUUUUUCUUUGUUCAGUUAAUUGUCUCCUGUAUUCUCUGAUAAAAAUGGUUUCACUUGUGUUUAAAGUAAAUAAACAAUGCAUCCAGGUUUGAUAACUGUUA
Girardinichthys multiradiatus is the source of this 4154-nucleotide messenger RNA. RefSeq names its product mannose-6-phosphate receptor (cation dependent) (gene m6pr). Lineage: Eukaryota; Metazoa; Chordata; Actinopteri; Cyprinodontiformes; Goodeidae. Gene Ontology annotation, biological process: protein targeting to lysosome. Gene Ontology annotation, molecular function: protein domain specific binding. Bases 347 to 1183 code for a protein of 278 amino acids. Gene Ontology annotation, cellular component: endosome; Golgi apparatus; trans-Golgi network. The transcript is spliced from 7 exons. The record is from RefSeq and is a predicted model, not a curated record.